GAAACAUUAUAUGAAAUUAUGAAUCAUCUUAAAUCCUAAAUUUCAUUCUAAUAUUCAAAAACAAUUUUUUUCUAUGACACAAACGGCUUAUUUUUUUAUUGGGCUACAAAUGACACAAGCGCUUUCAUUUGAUUGGGCUAAAAACGAAAAGAUCCGGCCCAUUGAGCUGGGUUUAUCGUUCACCUUUGUAAGUUUAUUUCUUCUUCAUCUUCCGAAUCGCAUUCUCCGAUCGAAUCGCCGACGGAGAAAUGACCAAGUUCAGGAAGCUCGGCCGCCCAGCAGGUCACCGUAUGUCCAUGCUCAGGACUAUGGUUUCUCAAUUGGUGCAACACGAGCGAAUUGAGACCACUGUUACAAAGGCUAAAGAAGUUCGUCGUCUUGCUGAUAAUAUGAUUCAACUCGGAAAAGAGGGUUCACUAGCUGCAGCAAGAAGAGCUGCUGGGUUUGUUAGAGGAGAUGAUGUACUUCACAAGAUUUUUACAGAAUUGGCUCAUCGAUACAAAGAUAGAGCUGGUGGAUACACAAGAAUGCUUCGUACUCGCAUUCGUGUUGGUGAUGCUGCCCCAAUGGCCUAUAUCGAGUUUAUCGAUAGAGAGAACGAGCUAAGGCAAUCAAAACCAGCUACUCCUCAACCUCCACCUCGAGUGCCACUUGAUCCAUGGGCUAGAUCCCGUCUCACCAGGCAGUAUGCUCCACCAAAGGAGGAAAAAACUUCUGAUUCUGACCUAUAAAUAGAAGAAGAUCUCUCUCGCUCUCUCACACCAGAAGAUCAUGUUUUUUUUCCCCUUGCCCAUGUUGUUUCUCCUUCAACCCAUAGCUUUGUAUGUCUGGCACCUUAUUCAUCACUGUCAUUCACAAUGUGUUUAAAACAGUUUAAAUGUAGUUUCCUUGAAGCAUCAAAGCAUUUUUACCCAUUUUCUUAAAAAGUUUUUUGGUAUCAUCUUCUCUCAUUUUUCUUCAACCACUCGAAAAGUUUGAUAAUACUUUAAAGUUUAAAGUUUCAUUCCUUUUUGGUAUGAUAUGAUUUAU
This is a messenger RNA of Arabidopsis thaliana (thale cress), 1029 nucleotides long. RefSeq names its product Ribosomal protein L17 family protein. The coding region runs from base 249 to 731 and encodes 160 amino acids. Gene Ontology annotation, biological process: translation. The record is from RefSeq and is marked reviewed. The transcript has 6 exons. Lineage: Eukaryota; Viridiplantae; Streptophyta; Magnoliopsida; Brassicales; Brassicaceae. Gene Ontology annotation, molecular function: structural constituent of ribosome. Gene Ontology annotation, cellular component: ribosome.